UAUUGUUAUAGGUUUUUAAAACAAAAAAUGAGGUAAAAAAUGGAGUUUCCGAACACUCCUGAAGAUAAUACUUCUGUAAUUAAAAUUGUUAAUGAAUUAAACAGUUAUUUAAAUUGGCCAUCUCAACAAACAGCACGUCAACGAUUAGAUCUAACAUUUGGUUUAAACUCAUUUGAUUCAUCUUCGGGUUUUUUUAAAAUUGAAACUCCUAAUCAAAAAGCCUCUGAUCAUUCGUUUAAAAAAAGACUUUCCAGUUCUGUAUCAUAUGACGAAAAAAUUGAACAAGUAACAACAAAAGCAAAAUUAAGUAAAUUAGAAAGUGAUUUUGUUUCUUUGAAAAGCAAGUCCGUUGAAAAAGAUAUUGAAAUUGAAAAACAACAUAAAUUAAAUUUACUAAAGAGUUUAAAAGAAAAAUCCAUUUAUGAGGAUGUGCAAAGAAAGUUUCAAACUGUUGUUGAUCAAAAUGAAGCAGCAUCAAUAGAAUUAAUCGAUACUAAGAAAAAACUUCAAGAAGUUAAACAGCAUCAUGAAAAUGAAGAGAAAAAAUGGAACAUUGAAUGUCGAAAAUUAAAAUCACAAUUGUUUGAGAUGGAGGAAAAUCAUCAUGCUGAACUUUCAUCUCAAAGGGAAAAGUUUACACGGCAAAGUACAGAAGUUGUAAUCCUUCGAAAUAAACUUGAGGAAUUAACUUCACAACUUUCAAAUUACAAAAGCCGUUAUGAAGAAGCAAGUAAAAUAAUAAUUGACUAUGAAGACUUGAAGCUAAAAUGUUUAAAAGCUGAACAGAGAGCUGCUGUAUUAGAGGAAGAUUUUUCACGCUUAAAUGAAAGUUCAUUUAUCACAAAAAUUAAUCAAGCUGAACUGGCAAAGCUUCGCAUCCUUCAAAGAGAAAAUAAAAUUCUUAAGGAAGAUAACCAAUUGUAUAGAGAGUCAUCAGAAAAAAUAUUGAUUCUUCAAGAAACCAAUAAAGAUCUCACUGAAAAACUAUUAAAAGCAGAUGAAACUAUUGAGAGAAUUCGAAAUUUUGAAUUUGAAAAUGAAAGGUUGAAAGAGUUGCUAUCGCAGUUUGAAGUUGCAGAUACAGUAAGCGGUGAAUCAAAAAUCAGAACUCCGUUUGAAAUGAAAAGGAUAAUAAGUGAACUUCAACAGGCAAAACUUCUUAUGGUUAAAGAGCACACAGAAUUGAAAUCAAAUAUUUUGCUGACCCAGUCUUCUUUGAAACAGUGCAAUGAAGAAUAUGCUUGUCUACAAGAUCUUAAUAAAGAAUUAAAAAAUGCUAAUGAACAGUUGGAAGAAGCUAAUAAAAAACUUGAGAGGAAACUUGCCUUAGUGUCAACGGAACGAGAAGGUCUAAGAAGAAUAUUAUCAAGUUAUGAAAAUUCACCUUCUAAGAGUCAAGAAGAUCAAGCUGUCAAAAUGGAAGAGGCACAUUCUCAAAUAACAGAAUUAUCCAAUGUUGUUGCAAAGCUAGAGAAGGAGAUUUCUAAAUACAAGGAAGAUAAAAAAGAUGUUGAAAUAUACAAACAAGAGUUAGAAAGGCUUCAAACAGCUUUUGAUAUUUUAAAAAACGAAAAAAAUUUCUUAGAACUCAGAAUACAGAAAAAAGAGAUUCAGGGAGAUUAUGAUCCAUCAAAAAUAAAAGUUAUAUGCUUGAGUAAUAAUCCUCUGAGCGCAGCUCGUGAGAGGUAUCAUCAAGAACUGCAAAUGAUUGUUUCAGAAAAUCAUUCUUUACGUAAGAAGGUUAUACAGUUAAAACAGAGGAAACAGGAAGAGCAAGAUGAUUCAAUGAAUGUUUCUGGAUUGAUAAAGUCUUCAAAGCACAUGCAAGAGACGAAGUUUCAAUUAGAAAGUGAAAAAAUGAAAAAUCAAAGACUAAUGGAGCAAUUUAAAGCUAAAACUAAAGAGUUUCGAGAAGCAGUUUACAAUAUAUUUGGUUAUCAUUUAAAAGACAAUGGAAACGGAACUUUUAAAGUGACAAGCGUGUAUGCUGAGAACAUUGAUGAUUUUUUUAUUUUUUGUGACAACGGGAAGUCUAUGGGCGUCACUCAAUAUACAGAACAAUGGCAACAAGCAAUCAAAGACUAUCUAGAAAAUGGCGACUCUAUUCCAGCUUUUGUAGCAAGCGUAACGCUUGAACUCUUUAAUCGCCAAAUGCAAACUAGAAAUUUAUCUGUUACAAAUUCGAGUCGUUUUAAUGCUUAAUUUUAACUAGCUUUACAGCCUCAUCUUGCUUUAUAGCGAUUUGUAAGUUUGAAGAGAAAUUACGUGAUAAUGAUUGAAGAUAUUACGAGAUGAUGAUUGAAGAUAUUUUCUGAUAUCAGUAGAACUACUUAAAUAUAUUUAAAAAUAAAUUGUUUAUAAACAAAGUAAAUAUUGAUGUUCACAAUAAAUUGUUUUAUAA
This is a messenger RNA of Hydra vulgaris (swiftwater hydra), 2401 nucleotides long. RefSeq names its product mitotic spindle assembly checkpoint protein MAD1. Lineage: Eukaryota; Metazoa; Cnidaria; Hydrozoa; Anthoathecata; Hydridae. The record is from RefSeq and is a predicted model, not a curated record. Gene Ontology annotation, cellular component: mitotic spindle; nuclear envelope; kinetochore. Gene Ontology annotation, biological process: attachment of mitotic spindle microtubules to kinetochore; mitotic spindle assembly checkpoint signaling.